UCCUGUGUAGGUGAUUGGCCAUCCCAAGUACCAAGGAUCCAAAAGAAUUGCAAUCUUUCUGAGCAUGCCAGAUGAAAUCCAGACAGAAGAAAUCAUUAAGGAUAUUUUCAAGCAAGGCAAAGAGUGUUUCAUCCCACGUUACAAGCCUCACAGCAAUCACAUGGACAUGCUGAAGUUAUCAUCAGCUGAAGACAUUUCUUCACUUGCUUUGACAUCCUGGAACAUCCUUCAGCCAAGUGAUGAUGACACUGCAAGAGAGGAGGCUCUUGCUGGCGGGGGUCUUGACCUUAUCUUCAUGCCAGGCCUUGGGUUUGACAAAAAAGGCAACAGAUUGGGAAGAGGGAAAGGAUAUUAUGAUACAUAUCUUGAAAGGUGUAUGAAACAUCCCAGUGGAAAGCCUUACACGAUCGCCUUGGCUUUUAGGGAACAGAUCUGUGAAUCAGUACCUGUGGCAGAAAAUGAUGUCCAAGUAGAUGAAAUCCUCUAUGAAGACUGCUGAAAGUAUCUUGAUGCCAACCCACCUUCAGAGUGACCAACCAAAGACGUCAGAUCCAUCAAUCAUGACUUUUUAAUCGUCAUAUAUGACUUCGGGAGCAAUAAAAUACACUACUUGUGUUUGAAUGAAAAGGAAAAAAAACAGUGUAAAUGUGGUAAUAGUAGUGAAGAUUGCAUUGAUUUGCUUCUGAUUAGCAAAUAUCUGUGUGAAUUCUUAUCCUAGAAUCAAUAGAAGCAAGAAUGUAUGGCUGUUACAGCAAGGACCAUUUCUUAUCAUCAUACUUUUGCGGAACGAGCUACUUGAUAUUUAACAGUUUUAUUAUUCCAAUG
Molecule: messenger RNA, 825 nt
Organism: Opisthocomus hoazin
Lineage: Eukaryota; Metazoa; Chordata; Aves; Opisthocomiformes; Opisthocomidae
Source: RefSeq, a predicted model, not a curated record